Entamoeba nuttalli P19 is the source of this 867-nucleotide messenger RNA. Its product is annotated as ser/thr protein phosphatase family protein. The transcript has a single exon. Gene Ontology annotation, cellular component: endosome; retromer complex. Bases 1 to 867 code for a protein of 288 amino acids. The record is from RefSeq and is a predicted model, not a curated record. Gene Ontology annotation, molecular function: hydrolase activity. NCBI's taxonomy places the organism in Eukaryota, Evosea, Mastigamoebida, Endamoebidae. Gene Ontology annotation, biological process: retrograde transport, endosome to Golgi; intracellular protein transport.
AUGAGAAGAGUCUUUGUAUUAAGUGAUCCACAUUUAAAUUUAGAUUUAAUUGAAGAAGUGAAGCCAAGAUUUGUCGGACGUAAAAUGACAGAGACGUCAGUAAUGAAUGAAUUUAAAAAAAAAACAUACGAUAUGUCACAGUAUGGAUUAGAAUGGAAAAACCAUAUAAGUAGACUAGAAGAAAAUUGGAAUAAUUCAGUAAGUUCUAAUGAUAUUGUUAUUAUUCCUGGUGAUAUUUCAGCAAAUAAAAAGUAUCCUAAAUUAGAUUUAACUUGGAUUAAUGAACGUCCAGGGACUAAAAUUCUUGGGUGUGGAAAUCAUGAUAAAUGGUGGCCAAGUAAAGAAACAGCAAAAAGAAAAUAUGAAGAAGAAUUUAAAACUAUCAAAUUUGUUGAUCAACAUAAAAGUUAUAUUGAUGAUAAAAUUGUUGUUAUGGGAACAAGAAUGUGUGAUAAUGAAUAUAACUGUUGGCCUAUUAUUAAUAAACAAUUAAAAGAAGAAACAUUAAAAGUAUCAAUUGAUAAAACCUGUUGUCAAGUAAUGAAAGAAAGACUUAAUUUUAUAUUAAAUAACAUGAAUGAAAUAGAAGAAGAUAAAAUAAAAAUAUUAAUGAUUCAUCAUCCUCCUUAUAAUGAAAAGGCAGAUAUCAAUCCAAUCUUUGAAAUGAUUCUUCAAUCAAAAGUUGAUAUUUGUUUAUUUGGUCAUAUUCAUACUUUUGGUCGUUUUUAUUUAAAUGAAAAUUAUCACACAAUUGAGGAUAUUCAAAAAGUUUAUCCUUCUAUAAACCUUUUAUUAAAUCAAAAAAGAUUUAUUUGUGCAUCAUCUGAUUUAUUAAAACAUUCACCAUUACAAAUAUUACAGUAUUAA